CACCAAUUUCUUUUGCGUAUAAAUUGCCCCCCUCCCAAAAUUUUCUCCACCCAAAAAAAACUGCUUUGCUCCCACUGUGCGGUGACAUUAUCAUAAGCCCAUUCCUCUGUGUCUCUUUUUGCGUGAACUAGAUUCUACCUUUCAAUAUGUCCAACCUUCCUUCUGAGCCUGAGUUUGAGCAGGCAUACAAGGAACUUGCGUCCACCAUCGAGAGCUCCUCUCUCUUCAAGAAGAACCCCGAGUACCGUACCGCACUCGCCGUCGUUUCCGUCCCAGAGCGUGUCAUUCAAUUUAGAGUCGUCUGGGAGGACGACCAAGGCAAGGUCCAAAUCAACCGGGGAUACCGUGUGCAGUUCAACUCGGCCCUUGGUCCCUACAAAGGUGGACUCCGUUUCCACCCUACCGUCAACCUCUCGAUUCUGAAAUUCUUGGGAUUCGAGCAAAUCUUCAAGAAUGCCCUCACCGGAUUGAACAUUGGAGGUGGAAAGGGAGGUGCUGAUUUCGACCCCAAGGGCAAGUCAGACAAUGAGAUCCGUAGAUUCUGUGUCUCUUUCAUGCGCGAACUCAGCAAGCACAUUGGUGCCGACACCGACGUUCCAGCUGGUGAUAUCGGAGUAACUGGACGUGAGAUUGGAUACCUCUUCGGUGCCUACCGUGCCCAGCGCAACCUCUGGGAGGGUGUGUUGACUGGCAAAGGCGGCUCUUGGGGAGGAAGCUUGAUCCGUCCUGAGGCAACCGGCUAUGGUGUCAUCUACUAUGUCGACCAUAUGAUUUCUUAUGCUUCUGGCGGUAAAGAGUCUUUCAAGGGCAAGAGAGUCGCCAUCUCUGGCUCCGGAAACGUUGCUCAGUAUGCUGCUCUCAAGGCUAUUGAGCUCGGCGCUACAAUCCUUUCGCUCUCAGACAGCAAGGGUGCACUCAUCUCUGCCGAUGGCAAGGGCUUCUCUCCUGCCGACAUUGCACUUAUUGCCCAGGUUAAGGUUGAGCGUAAGCAGUUGACCGAGAUCACUAGCCAAGACGCUUUCAAGGGCAAGUUCAAGUAUAUUCCUGGUGCCCGGCCAUGGAUCCACGUCGGCCAGGUCGAUGUUGCCCUUCCCUGCGCUACGCAAAACGAAGUGUCGGGCGAGGAAGCCGAAGCUCUGAUUAAGGCCGGCGCAAAGUUCAUUGCGGAGGGUUCUAACAUGGGUUGUUCGCAAGCGGCUAUUGACGCUUUCGAGGGCCACCGUAAGGGCAACCAGGCCCAAGGUGUCUGGUACGGUCCUGGCAAGGCAGCCAACUGCGGCGGUGUCGCUGUUUCUGGCCUCGAGAUGGCUCAGAACUCUCAGCGUAUCUCCUGGACUGCAGAGGAAGUUGAUAACAAGCUCAAGGAUAUCAUGGAAGCUUGCUUCAAGAACGGUCUUGAGACCGCCAAGGAAUACUGCGAACCCGCUGAAGGCGAGCUUCCCAGCUUGGUCGCUGGAAGCAACAUUGCCGGAUUCAAGAAGGUUGCGGCCGCCAUGCACGACCAGGGAGACUGGUGGUAAAUGGUGAUGGACCGAUGCCUGUAAGGCACCUGGUUUCAAUCAUCUUUGUGAAUGAAGUAAGGUGUGGCCCUUGCAUUCAACGUUGAGCUGCGUCCCUCGCGCCACCGCACCCCACUUCGUAUAACGAUGUUUACUUUCGCUUGCUUAAUUGAGCGGGUUCAUGUUUUAACGACUUCCAUUUCACGUAUUCUACAGCGGAGU
This is a messenger RNA of Xylona heveae TC161, 1721 nucleotides long. RefSeq names its product NADP-glutamate dehydrogenase. Gene Ontology annotation, molecular function: L-glutamate dehydrogenase (NADP+) activity. The coding region runs from base 147 to 1520 and encodes 457 amino acids. The transcript is spliced from 5 exons. Lineage: Eukaryota; Fungi; Ascomycota; Xylonomycetes; Xylonales; Xylonaceae. The record is from RefSeq and is a predicted model, not a curated record. Gene Ontology annotation, cellular component: cytosol.